Messenger RNA from Symbiodinium necroappetens, 658 nucleotides. Lineage: Eukaryota; Dinophyceae; Suessiales; Symbiodiniaceae. The record is from the annotation of a GenBank genome assembly.
GUCAUCUUCGCCUUGGACCGCACCCGGUGGCUUGCAGGACUUGGAUCUUCCACUUAACGGAGCUGCCGCCGAACUUCCAGGGCGGGAGCCAAAGAUCGCGCCCAUGUCGAAGAACCCACCUGGCGUUGGCAUCAAGCGAGUUGGGAAAGUCGAGCCGAAAGAGGUUGCUCCUGCGGGACCAGAUCCUCAGGGGCGAACAACAGUAAUGCUGAGGAAUUUGCCCAACAACUACACGAGAGACAUGCUUUUGGAGCUGAUUGACAGCAUGGGCUUCCGCGGACAAUAUGAUUUCUUGUACCUCCCCAUUGAUUUCCAGACCCACGCCUGCCUGGGCUAUGCGUUCGUCAAUUUGGUGGAUCCAGGUGUGGUGCCCUCAUUUUGGAGGUCGUUCGAUGGCUUCAGCAACUGGAGCCUGCCCAGCAAGAAGGUUUGCUACAUCAGCUGGAGCGGUCCUCACCAAGGGCUCGAAGCGCACAUUGAACGCUACCGCAAUAGCCCAGUCAUGCAUGGCGAAGUCGGCGACGAAUGUAAGCCUCUCAUCUUCCGAGAGGGAGUGCGGGUGGAGUUUCCGGUGCCUACAAAGUCCAUCCGACCUCCCCGUGUCCGCAAGCGCUUGGAGACUGCAGCAAAUCCACCGCGUGCCAACGUCAAGAGCCAG